CCGAAACCACUCGGAUUUGAGUCCGGUUAGAAUCGAGGGAUGUACCUACUAUGGAUCGUAACCGUAAGCAAAGUAUGUAAAAGAUGAAGUAAAAAGAAACAAAUUGCCAAGUGUAAGUAAGUAUACUACGACGGACGAGGUAAUAAAAACUGUGUUACGAGCGUCGAGCCCUUCGUCGAGAGAGAGCAGUACUUAAGAAUGAAAAUGGCGCUUUAGCGCUCGCCCGGUCGCGGCACGAGGAAUCUCUUUGAAUUGCGAGCGGAAGUGGCGUUUUCCGUGACAAUGAGGACCGCGACCGAAACCGAUCAGUGGACCAGCAUGCUUCUCCAAGCCACGGGAUCAGCGUCUGCAGCUCCACCCGACGGCGCAGCGGGGGUUUCCGGGAGCUCCGACGAGGACGUGCUGGAGGCUAUCACAACAAUCUACGUAUCCACCCCUGCCCAUAAUUCGUCGUACCCAAAACAAAAUGUAGUGUUUCAUUUUCACCUUUCUUGUUGUGUGGGUAAGGGUAUCAUUGGGAAAGCACAUGCACAGACUUUGAGAAAGCCGUAGUUUUUGUUCUAGUGUACUAGAAAAGGUGCUUGUUUUCAAUAUCGGGCACCGCGUGUGGGCAGGGGGACGAUUUUUCUUUUCGAUACUGGCACUGGUGGCUUUGUGUGAAGAGCACGCACUUCUUCUUACCACGACCGCACUCGUGUGCCUGUUCGCCUACCUGUUCCUCCGGCUGGCCUCGGCGUUUCCCCGGGCCCUGGCCGUAUUUGUGGCCUGUUACGCGGUCUGGUUCGUGACACGGUUCUGCCUCCUCAAGGAGACCGGCGAGGACCGCGGAGAGUUUGUGAUCGUGUUGGAGGAGCAUUUCUCCGCGGCGUGGGAGCGGUCGCGGGACUGGGUGCGCGCCACCGGAAAAGCCUUCGGAGCCUGGUUCGUGGUGUUUUUCCCCUUUCUGCACGACCUGGGCACGUUUCUGCGUGAUUACGUGGCGCCACCGAUUAUCGAGUUCCUGCGGAGCGUCGUGGUUGCGUUUCAAAAAUUGCCGUUGGAGACGCAGGCACUGGUGGCCGUCGCCAUUGUGCUCUGCCUCUUAACGGUCCAACUGUUUUUCACCGUGCGCAAGCAGCUCCCGGCCAUGCGCCGCAGCGUGCGCGAUCUGUCAUUGUACCAGUGCGUCUGCGGGGCUGGUUCAUCAGCCGGUGGUGCCGACGACGACGAAGAGUCGGCAAGAACUUCCGACGCGGAAGCAGGACAGGUCGCGAUGCAGCGCCGGCGCCAGCUCCUGCGCACGGUGGGCUAUCAGCUGACAUUUGCAGUCGUCGCGCCCGUGAUCUGGCUCCUCGUUGCCAUUCCCUACUUCCCCGACGCGAUUGCGAUGGCGUGCACGGUGACGUUUCUUCCGCUGCUGCUCAGCUUCGACAGUUUGGUGUCUGUCGCGUACUCGUGGUCCGCGGGCACCACGCCUUCGAGCGCGCGGACGGUGUUUGCAGCCGACGAGCAACGUGAGCAAGCGGCGAGGACCUUUGUCGACAGCAGGAGUAGUGCUCGCCUGCACCAGCUUCAUCCGGGACGAAUCGUGGCGGGAGCGGCCGCGGCGAAUCUGGCGUCUUCUAUAACGCAGGAACAGACGAAGCUGCCGACCUGCCACGCUGGGGAGCUGCUUGCCCUCGUUGCGAACCUUGAGAAAGCAAACAGUUGGGUGGCUUAUUGGGCGUUGUGGCCCCUGCUCUCACUAGCCGAAGCGGUGGUCGAGGGAGCCGAAAGAGCUGCUGGUGCGAGAAGAGGGAAUGCGACCUCCGCGGUGACACAGCAGCUACCAGUGUCGUCUUCAAGUACUAGCCACCUAGCUGUGCGGCUCGUGCUGGUCUUGUCCGUUUGGGCCUCUUUUUACGGUGGCAACACAAUGUCGAUCCUUUUCGCACGGAGCGUGGCGUUUCUUCGACGUGUCUUGACAUCCGCCUGGUAUGGGGGCAGCAGCGGUGGCUUUUUCAGCAGCAGCGCACCUCAUGAUGGGGGCUUCCCUAGCGAGCGAUCGAGUGCUUUAUUUGCUGGUAGAAGUGGCGCAUUUAUUGAGGAUUUUGACGAAGUAAAUCAGGAUGUAGAGCAACAAACGCCACGGCUAUCGCAACAAGUGGGACUGACAGCGGGCCGGGAGUCUCCGGGACUUGUUACUACCACUACACCAGCAGUGGCAGCUGCAGGACAAACCGCUGCAGGUCAAGCCGCUGCCCCGGCAACAUCUCCUAGCCGUGAACAAAGUGAGCCUUUUGCAGCCCGCGUGCGAUCCAGCGUCGUGAGCGGUGUACGGACGGGGGCCUUCCAUCUCUUCACGUCUCUGCAGGCGGAAGCAGGAGGGGGCACUAGCGAUUCGAAUGUGAAACUCCGGUUGGUGGGAAUUUUCGCGGUCUGCGUGCUGGCCUCGUCCUACAUUGCGUACGCGGUACUGUCGUUGUUGGCCCAUUUCAUCGCGAUUCUGGUGUGGUGGGGGGUCGCCUUUGCCAGCAGCAGGAGUGCAAACGAAGCAACAGAGACUCUAAUCGAAAUCCGGAGCAUUCUCGACAACGUGAGCGCGACAAGGGUCGUCGUGAAGCCAACGGGUGCGCUGGAAGUAAACGGAGUCAAUGCAAACGUCAAGCCUGCUAAAGUGGCAAGCAAAAGCGCGCAGAUCACCGAGCGGGCACUGGAAAGCAGCGCGCGGAGGCUGUGCAGUGUGGUUGAGCAGGAAUUGAGGCGAAAGCUGGGCUUCUGGAUCUCCAGUUCGCUGUGGUACCUGUUCUUGAUUCGCGUGCCGCUCGUGGGCACGGUGCUGUACGUGUGGACGCCCUUUUUCCUCCUGGCGUGCUACCUCCUGGGCGACGUCUUCGCCGCGCAACUGACGGAAGCGUGCGGCCCGAGGUGGCGGGCGCACCGCGGAAGUGUGGGGCAGUCUACCGUCGUCCACGCAACCGACGCAAGUGGCUUGCUCACUCGCCCCAUGCUGGCGGGUCCGGCUCCCGAGCGGUGAGAGGAGUCCGCGUUUAACGAAAUUGCUACUACUGCCACGAAAGAAGAAUAACUCAUUCAACGCUCUGUCUUGCUGUCUUGUUCUUAAUCUUAUCUUCUUCACAACCUUCGCGUUGAGAUUCAGAGGACCUACCAUCUUGUCCCAUCAAUCUCUGUUGCAUCUCACGAGAAGAACAGGAAGAAGGAGCAU
Molecule: messenger RNA, 3184 nt
Organism: Amoebophrya sp. A120
Lineage: Eukaryota; Dinophyceae; Syndiniales; Amoebophryaceae
Source: the annotation of a GenBank genome assembly